GUCCGUUCCGUGAACCGAUGCGGAUAACGCCGAUGCGAUUCGUACCGGCGCGUUAAAUUGUCGCUUUUUAGUGCGAUUCGAUUUGGAGCCUCGGCGCGUGUUUUAAUCAACUGUAACUCGAAAAUACGCGUACAUACGUAAAUUUAUCUCCGAUGGACGACGAGACGCUUAUCGAGCGCGUGCGGCAGCACGUGGAGUUGUACGAUGUUUCCGACAAAAGGUACACCGACGCGGCUCACAAGCAAUGCGUAUGGAACGAGAUAUCGCAACACCUCGGGCACUCAGCGAUAACGUGCAAGACGCGGUGGAGCAACAUCAGGGACAACUACCGGAAAUCCCUGAAGAAACGAGUCACGAGAAGCGGACUGACCGGACAGCCCAGGAACGUGAGAUACAAAUACGAGAACAAGUUGACCUUCCUGCUGCCAUUCAUAAGGGAGAGAGACCCCAAUCACUCGGGUCCUCCUAUUAGGGAGGGCGACGAGGUGUUGACGGAGGAAGAGGCGAAGCCGCCGGUGAAGCGCGAUGAUAAUCGCGAUUUGCAAACGAGGCCGCCGUUCGCCAAUUCCGUGGUGAACGAGACGGACUCGCACGGCGAGGAACCAACGGCAAUGAGGGGCAAGCAGUCUGGACGAGAAAUCCCGGUCGAGAGCGAUUCAGGAUUUACCACCCCUGAAUCAACGAGAUCGAAUUAUUCCGCAGAAAGUGACGAGCCCAAGCUCCAGGUCGCGUUGUCCGUGUCCCACUCCGUCGACGCCUUCCUAGCCGGCAUCGCGCCGACCCUGAAGUCACUGAGCCCCUACAACCUGAAUAUCGCCAAGACCAACAUAUUCUCGAUCGUGCAGGAGGCAGAAAUGAUCCAGAUCAUGCAGCAGCAGCAGCAGCAGAAGGAGGAAUAUCAGCUGAGAAAGCGGCGAGCGAUCAGCACCUCGAACGAGUCCGGCACGAGUCCGUUCUCCAGUCCGAUGUACGAAACGACCGUGUCGUCGCCGUGACCGUACGAGACCUCCUCUUCUCGCCCGCUCGUUCGUCAAAUCGACGACACAAAUGUGAUAGCUACGGAUUCCACGGCGAAUUCGAACGAUCUCAUCUUCAACUAGCUAACAUCAUACUGUGCGCGAUCCGCGCGGCUCUCGACUUUUGUAGCUCGUGGUUUGUAUAUUUGAGAUUCGCGAACAGCAGAUUGAAUAGGCAGAGUCAUCGAAUUCGCGUUCCUUGUUUACCAUUCGUGCCGAUUCGCCCGUGGAGCGGUUUUUCGGCAAAAUCGAACCGCCCGCGAAUCACUACGAAUCAACAAUGUGACAAUUUGUGUUGCUCGCAUAUAGAACUAUAUAUUGUACAACCCUCGAAUCGCAAACACAAUGUGAAAGGGUCCAUAGUGACGAACGACCAAUUUCUGCAUGCGAGUCUACGAUGAAUUGCGCAUAGCUCUAGCUUGAGACGAAGCGAGACGUAACAAUUCAAAGCUAGCGAUAAUUCUCGUCGCAAUAAGAUUUUUUCAUAUUUGAAAUUUGUAAAUAUUUUUUGUUAUUAUAUACAUUAAACACAAUUAUGUACCAUACAUAUAUAUAAAACAUAAUGUAAAUACAAUUAGUUUAUAUACAAUUAGUACAACAUCGUACAUAAACAGUUGAUAAUAGCGUUUUGUAACGAGAGCAAAUUCUUUCCAAACAAUAAUUCGACGCGGUUUUUCAAGCAUCUUAAUAUCAAAUUAAAAUUCUUAAAGUUCUGCCUCUCUCGUCCACAUCAUGAUUCACGAAGAAGACAUUCACCUUUCUUGAAUGUCGUGAGAAAGAGAUUCAUUUAUUUAUCAUCUUUAACCAUCGUAAAAUCAACACAGCCG
Messenger RNA from Wasmannia auropunctata (little fire ant), 1843 nucleotides. RefSeq lists its product as uncharacterized. Gene Ontology annotation, cellular component: nucleus; transcription regulator complex. Gene Ontology annotation, biological process: regulation of transcription by RNA polymerase II. The record is from RefSeq and is a predicted model, not a curated record. Lineage: Eukaryota; Metazoa; Arthropoda; Insecta; Hymenoptera; Formicidae. Bases 153 to 995 code for a protein of 280 amino acids. The transcript is spliced from 2 exons.